Molecule: messenger RNA, 1818 nt
Organism: Vicia villosa (hairy vetch)
Lineage: Eukaryota; Viridiplantae; Streptophyta; Magnoliopsida; Fabales; Fabaceae
Product: putative glucuronosyltransferase PGSIP8
Exons: 5
Coding region: 174-1586 (470 amino acids)
Molecular function (GO): glycosyltransferase activity
Source: RefSeq, a predicted model, not a curated record
UUUGAGUGGAUACACGACUAGUAGCUAGCUUAAAAAAUAUAUAAAGCUGUUUUCUUCUUCUUCUUCACUUUCUCCUUUUCACGUUUUUUCUUUUUAUUAAUAAACCAAAUUAAACCCCAAACACUCAAUCAAACCGUAGAAGAUUAAUCAAACAAACACUUGUUUUUCUCUUCAUGGGUUACGCAAAGCGGCAACGCGAACACAACAAUGCCGCGUGGUUGUUAGUGCUGUUGUUGUUAUGUUUCUCGAACCAAGUUGUUGAAGCAGAACAACACAAAAAUGCUUAUGCUACUAUGAUGUAUGUGGGUACACCAAGAGACUACGAAUUCUACAUCGCAAUACGAGUUCUUUUCAAAUCACUUGCUCUUCUCAAUGUUGAAGCUGAUCUUGUUGUUAUUGCGUCUCUUGAUGUUCCUCUUCGAUGGAUUCGAGCUCUAGAAAAAGAAGAUGGUGUGAAAGUAGUAAGAGUGGAAAAUAUGGAUAAUCCUUACAAGCAUCAAGAUAAUUUUGACAAGAGAUUUAAAUUAUCGUUGAAUAAACUCUAUGCGUGGAGCUUAGUGGACUAUGACAGGGUAGUCAUGUUAGAUGCUGACAACCUCUUCAUUCAAAAUACCGACGAGUUGUUUCAAUGUGGACAGUUUUGUGCUGUCUUUAUCAAUCCUUGUGUUUUUCAUACCGGUCUCUUUGUCUUGCAGCCAUCAACGACGGUGUUCAAGGACAUGGUUCAUGAACUACAAAAUGGGAGAGAAAAUCCAGAUGGUGCGGAUCAGGGUUUCAUAGCUAGCUACUUCCCGGACUUGCUUGAUAAGCCAUUGUUUCAUCCACCUCCAAAUGGCACCAAACUUGAUGGAACAUAUAGACUUCCUUUAGGCUAUCAAAUGGAUGCUUCUUAUUACUAUCUCAAACUUUAUUGGAGCGUACCUUGUGGACCAAAUAGUGUGAUUACAUUCCCCGGGGCACCAUGGUUGAAGCCAUGGUAUUGGUGGGCUUGGCCUGUUCUGCCAUUAGGCCUCCAGUGGCAUGAAAAGCGUCGUCAAACUUUGGGGUAUGGUACAGAGAUGGCUGUGAUAUUUAUUCAAUCUGCAAUAUAUCUUGGAAUAAUAGCGAUGACGCGUUUAGCAAGGCCAAGCCUCUCAAAACUAUGCUACCGUCGUUCCGAUAAGAGCAUCACAUUGGUACAAAACAUCCUCAAAUUAGUAGCACUAUGGAGUAUCCUUGCUGCUUACAUAACACCCUUCUUCAUCAUUCCUCCAACAAUUCACCCUAUGCUAGGCUGGCCUUUGUAUUUUCUCGGCUCUUUAGCUCUAUGCUUGGUUGCAAUCAACGCGUUUCUUCUUCCAAUGUUCCCAGUUCUGAUGCCUUGGUUCGGUAUCAUUGGAGUUUUAAUCGUCAUGGCGUUUCCUUGGUAUUCGGAUGGAGUAGUAAGAGCUUUAUGUGUGUUUGGCUAUGCAUUCUGUGCCGCGCCAGUUUUGUGGACAUCGAUAACAAGGAUAAUGGCUGGACUUCAGGUUUCUUUAGAAAGGGAAGGUUUUAUGCCUAGAUUAGGUGAAUCAUCACCACCUUCUUGGUUUAACAAGCUAUAUUGAGGUUUCUAAUUGGGCAUGAAAACAUUGGCAGGAACAAAAGAAGGUGCUAUUGUGUAUAUAUAAGAUUGUUUUGCAGUUAGUUAUAUAGGUGUAUGGUGUGCCUGAUUUGUUCCUGUAUUAAACAUUGUAAGCCUGUUGGGCAGUGACAUAGGAGGAUAGAAAUAGGUAUCAUUGGAUAUUCAAAAAACUCUAAAUCUUCUUUUUUACUAGAAAAGGUCAGGCUUAUUUUAUU